This is a messenger RNA of Bathycoccus prasinos, 2922 nucleotides long. RefSeq lists its product as hypothetical. Bases 1 to 2922 code for a protein of 973 amino acids. The transcript has a single exon. The record is from RefSeq and is a predicted model, not a curated record. Lineage: Eukaryota; Viridiplantae; Chlorophyta; Mamiellophyceae; Mamiellales; Bathycoccaceae.
AUGGAAGAAGGAUUCAAAGGAAAAGGAACGGCACAACAACAACAACCGAAAUGUCGCGUGUGCGCACAAAACGAAUCGCUCUACGCGUGCCCGAAAUGUAACUGCCGAUAUUGUUCUUCGAAAUGUUACCGCCUGCACGGCGACGGGACGUGCGUGGAAGCGUUUCACGCGGAGAGUUUAGCGCGGAUGAUGAAGAAUGAAAAACAUUUCGAUGGGGAUUCCGAGGACGAGGAGGAGAAGAAGAGAGAGAUGGAAGCGAUGGUGAUGGAGUACGAGAGGCACGUGGAGAAGGACGAGAGGGAGAUGAGGACGAGGUUUGGUUUGGAGGCGAAAUCGUUUUCGCCGUCGUCCUCCGACGACGAAGAAGAAGAAGACGAAGAAAAAGAAGAUGAAGAUGAAUACUGCACUUUAUCCGCGAAACUCAUGCGCGCGUACUUGAAAGAAGAAGAAGAUAAUAAAUUCUCCGGAAUUUCCGAGCGCGACUUCGCCGCGAGCGAUAAGAAGCGUUUGGAGAGAAUGUUGCGAAAAGGAGAGAUUCGAGUCGAACCGUGGCGAGCGUGGUGGACGAUAGACGACGACGACGAGGUGUUACUGCGAGACGACGGAACGGCGAAGAUUGUCGCGCUUAAUGAUGAUACCAAUAAUAAUGAGGACAAUGAUAAUGGUUAUCAUCCAUCGUCGGUUUUGGGAUUUCCGUCGCCGCCGACGGAACCGCUGCCGUCCUACUGGUCUCUUUUACCGCCUACUAAAAGGACUUUGAAGAAAGUAUCGGCAAAGCAAAGAAACGUCUUUCGCGAAAGAGUCGCCGGCGCGAUUACUUUAUACGCAAUCAUAGCUCGCGCGUUUAACGGCGAUCACGCGUGUUUCGACGCCGCGGCGACGUAUUUGAUGCAUCAUCAUCAUCAUCAUAAUGAUACUAAUAAGAAUAACAACGAAGAAGAAGAUAAAGAAGAAGAAGAUAAAGAAGAAGAAGAAGAAACGAACGAUUCCGUCAACGCUCUUUUAGCUCUCCACGUGUCUGCGGUCAUCAAUGCACACACGCUCGUGCCGAGUGGAUUAUUCUACGACGCCUCGAAAUCGGGCAAAGUUGCGAAGAAUUUAGAAUCCGACGCGUACGCGAUGUUGCGCUCGCGCUCGAAGAGAGUCCUCGCGAUGGAAGAUUUACGGUCGAUGUUUCGCAAAGCGAUCGAAGACUCUUAUUACGACGACGAUGAUGAUGAUACUACUAAUAAUAAUAAUAAGAAGAAGAAGAACAAAGAGUUCCGCUCGAACUGUCGCAAGAUGGAGCGAAAGUUAUUCUUUGCCGAGUGUUUCGCGAACGUUACGGACGAAGAGUUCUUCGCGGCGAAUUCGGUGGCGGAUGAUGAAGCGGACGCGGAAGCAGCCUUGAUGAAAGUCUCCUCCUCGUCAUCCUCGUACCCGAAAGAAAUCCAACUCACGACGUCGACGGAGCACAACAAAAUCGUCUCCAACGCGUACGCGUUCGACGCGAAUUCCGAAAACAUCUGUUUCGACGUCCGAUCGCACGUCGGCGGUCACGUCUUUGACGGCGAUUUGAUCCAACUCGUUGACGUGAAUACGAAAGAAGUCAAAACGGUGUUACGAACCGCACACGAAGCGAAGUGUGGCGUCGCUUUGUUUCAUCCGUUUGAUGAGAACGUUUUGUGUUGCAUCGUCGGUCCCAGACAUCCGACGGAAGAGUGGGCGUACUGCGCGCAUCAUCGCCGAGGAUACGUCAUCGAUUUAUCGGAAGAUUCGAAUGUUGAUUCCUCGUCGUCCUCGAACGCACAACAGUUAAACUCCUCUAGGUCGCUUUCAUCGAAUUUAGAAGCGCGAGAUUUAGUCAGUCCGUUCACGAAAGGCGCUUUGCGAGGCGGCACGCACGUCCACGCGUUCUCGCCGGACGGCACGUUGGUGAGCAUGACGUACGAGGACGCGAUUUUAGCGGACGCUACGGACGUGAACGUCUCGAGACGCAACGCUCGGAACAUCGCGGUGACGAUUUAUAAAGACAUCGUCGAAAUCGAUAAAUCGAGAAACGACCGGAACGUUUCCGGCGGGUUCACCGUGUGCGUGACGGAAACGACUCCGGAUCCAACUCUCGGUUCCGACGAAAUCUCUCGAGCGUACGAAGAUUGUUGGAUGGAUUCGAGGACGUUAUCGUUCUUGGGCGACUGUCGAGACGAGCGCGGGAACGUGCGCACGGAAUUGUUCGUGGUGGAGUUACCGCGAGACGUGGAGAAGUUAAAAGAAGAAGAAGAGAAAGAAGAAAGAUUACUUCAAGGCACGCUCACUUCCUAUCCGAAACCGCCGAAAUCGGUCAAGCAAAGACGCGUGACGCGGUCCAGCGGUUGUCAAGGUUCCGUUCGAUUUUGGCCUCGAGCGAAUCCCGCGGAUUCGAACGUCGUUUGCAUUUUACUUCGAGACGAAAAAGCAUCCUUCCAGUUACACCUGGUCGACGCAACCACCGGCGAAAUCGAGCAACUUUCCUUUCUCAAAGACGGCGAAGAAGUCAACUCUGCCUUCUCGUGGUCGCCGGACGGCCUUUACGUCUGUUUCGCGACGAGUACAAACCGAAUCGCUCGGACGUUUACGCGCGGCGGCGCGAGGAAAUAUCAGACGGAAUAUUUAACCCCUCCUCCAAGAACCACCAACGACGAUAAUAAAAUCCGCCCAGAGUGCGUUUGCGUCUCUCCGAACGGAAAGUUCGUCUGUUUCCUCAAAACAACAACAACAUCAUCGCCAACAAAAAUCGUCUGUAACGUCUCAGAAGACAAAGAAGAAGGAAAAGGAAAAGGAAAAGGAAGUGAGCACCCCGACGCGAAGAAGAAAAUCCUCGUCAACCAAAUCUUCCUCCUCGAGCUACCACUAAACAACAACGAGAUCGACGAUGAAAACGAAAAGAAACCAACGUCCGAAUAG